AAAGAAGUACAAAGAAAGUAGAGAGGGACGCGAAAAGAAAACAAAGAAAGCGGAGAAAAUGCAGCCUUCGAUGGCAUUGUUCCUCUGCCUCUUCCUGGCAUCAACAACACACAGCGCAAGACUCAGUAGGCGCCAAGUUGGAACCGUGGUCGACGUCUCACAAAUUUCCGACGAUCUUCUAAUUUCCCUCUUCGACAACUCGGGUUCUUCCCUUGUCGAAGGUCCUUCUCCAGAGCCGCUUAAUCCUUCUCCCCCAGGAUUUUCCUCGGGCGUGUCCUCCUCCCCCCCUGUUUCAUCCUUCGAUCCAGAUGCUACUGUCACUGGGGCAUGUAGGUGUGUUAAGCAAUGGGAGUGUGCGGAUAACCAUGCGGAGCCACUCGAAGGACCUCAGAAGGAGAACCUUGUCGGAGAUAUAAGAACCGGUAUAGUGGGAGUCGUGAAUCUUAGGCACAAUGGAAUGUGUCCCGAUUUACAGGACGUGUGUUGCCUCUCACCCUUCCCCACAGCCGUCCCGCCCCCCACACCCAGACCCCACUCCCCGAGCUGUGGGACGAUCAAUGGGGAUGGAGUCAUCCUGAACUUCCAGGGAUUUCCGGGUAACCAAGCGCAGUUUGGUCAAUUUCCCUGGAUGGCCGCUCUCAGAACACUCCGGCCGCUCGCCGACGACCCCGCAUACGGCUACAUUGGGGGCGGUUCCCUCGUUCGGCCGGGGGUCGUCAUGACAGCGGCUCACAAAGUGCAUGAUCGUGAGACCCAAGACCUGGUGGUGCGACUUGGCGAGUGGGACUUCAGCUCGACCUCCGAGACCAUCCCGUACCAGGAGAUCGCGGUGCAGCGAGUCAAAAUCCAUCCGCGGUUCAACAGAAGUACCCUCGCCUACAACGUGGCCCUCCUCUAUCUUGAGCGAAACGCAGCCCUAGGCCCCACCGUGGAUACUGUCUGCCUUCCCGAGCACGACCAGUUCUUCGAUGGCGCCCUAUGCUACAGCGGCGGCUGGGGCAAGGACAGCUUCGGCGGCACUGGGAGAUACCAGGAGAUUUUAAAGGUUGUGCAGCUGCCGGCUACCAACUACAGGCAAUGUGAGGCGAUCAUGAGGACGACCAGGCUGGGCAGAGACUUCAACCUGCAUCCGACGUUCAUGUGCGCGGGCGGCCUGGCGGGGGAGGACCUGUGCACGGGCGAUGGCGGCGCCCCGCUCGUGUGCCCAGGACUCACGAACCCAAACCAAUAUGUGCAGGUGGGUAUCUCAUCCUGGGGCAUUGGCUGCGGAAGAGAGGGCAUCCCAGGAGUCUAUGCCUCUGUCAGUGAGCUCAUACCUUGGGUCAAUAGCGAGCUGGAUGCAGGAAUAGGUUUCAAUCCACGUAUUUCGUGAGAGAGAGAGAGAGAAAGAAAGUCCAUUAUUGAAUUACGUUACUAUUCUGGAACGCUAUUUACGAUACCGCUGUAGUUACCACGUCGCACAUAUUUAUUCUCUUCAGGUCUCCUUACCUGUCCGAGUGACCUGUGAGUCAAACAGGUAAAUGAAGAUUGGGUUGGAACAGAGCCAAGUGAGGAUGCGUGUAGCGUAGCCAUUCUAGAAGUUGCGUAAUGAGUUCUUAUUUUUUCUUCUUCUUGCGAAAUGUGUCGAUUCAUUUUACUAUCUAUAAAACCAUAAAACAUCGUAUUUGCUUCCGCAUUUAUUUGAAUGGCAUUAUUUUCUAUUUGUGUCUAUAUUUAUAUUCACCGUGUUAAAUGCUGGGCUGCUGUUUCCUUUAUAAAUAUAUAUUUUUUUCUCUUCGCGAAAGGAUAUUUAUCAUAAAAGAUGUAUUAGUUACUGAGGGAGGUAGAUGAUAAUACUCAAACUGAUAUUGAUAUAGGUAUAUAAGUUUGUAUGCAGGCACGUUUUUGUGAAUUGCAAAUGUGAAUUUACUGCCCUUGUGUGUGUGUGUGCUUGUUUAUGCAUUCACACAGUGUAUAUUAAGAAAUGUAAGUAAAUAAACUUAUAUCGUUAA
Penaeus indicus is the source of this 1991-nucleotide messenger RNA. RefSeq names its product phenoloxidase-activating factor 2-like. Gene Ontology annotation, biological process: proteolysis. The record is from RefSeq and is a predicted model, not a curated record. The transcript is spliced from 6 exons. NCBI's taxonomy places the organism in Eukaryota, Metazoa, Arthropoda, Malacostraca, Decapoda, Penaeidae. Gene Ontology annotation, molecular function: serine-type endopeptidase activity. The coding region runs from base 59 to 1372 and encodes 437 amino acids.